AUGAUUAAAAUCGCUUAUGCUUUCCAUCCAUUUCCGGCCAAUUGCAAGCCAUCAUGUGAUGCUACUCUACCGGCUUCACCAAGUUGGCAUUAUCCAGUACCUACAUCUUCAGUUGCUCCAUUAACAAAUGCAAAAAUACAAUCAACAACAAUUUAUGUCAAUUCUAUUCCAUAUACAGUUAUUCGUUUACUUGGUGAAGGACUUCAUAGUCGUGUUUAUGCUGCAUAUGAUCCUCGAACAGGUCAAUCUGUAGCAAUAAAAGUAGUACAAAAUGUUGAUUCAAAUGAUAGUCAUGAGUAUUCAAAAAUAUUUUUUAAAGAAAUACGUUAUUUAACUAAAUUACAACCACAUAAUCCAUAUGUUAUACGAGUUUUUAAUCAUGAAUAUGAUAAAAACUCUCAAACAGGUAAAAUUGUUAUGGAAACUGGACAUGAUUUUCGUUUUAUGUUACCAUUACAAGCACCACCUAAUAAAAAAAAAAUGACGAAUGCACAAAUAAAAUAUUAUUGGUAUCAAAUGGUUGAAGCUGUUGCUUUACUUCAUCGACAUGGUAUUGUUCAUUCAGAUAUUAAACCGGAAAAUUUUAUAAUGACACAUGGUGGUCAACUUCGUAUUAUUGACUUAGGGCUUUCAUUUCGUUUAUCACAUACACAACAAUCUGUAUUGAGACCAUUUGCAGGUACACCAGAAUAUAUGCCACCUGAAGUAUGUCAAAUACAAAAUGGACAAUAUUCUCGUCAAGGUCGAGCAUCGGAUAUUUGGGCACUUGGUGUUCUUUUAUUUGAAAUGAUCUUUGGUUAUCGACCAUUUGAACAUGUUCAAGAUAAUUAUGAUAAAAUGUCUUAA
Molecule: messenger RNA, 846 nt
Organism: Rotaria sp. Silwood2
Lineage: Eukaryota; Metazoa; Rotifera; Eurotatoria; Philodinida; Philodinidae
Source: the annotation of a GenBank genome assembly